Molecule: messenger RNA, 3155 nt
Organism: Morone saxatilis (striped sea-bass)
Lineage: Eukaryota; Metazoa; Chordata; Actinopteri; Moronidae
Gene: gcm2
Product: glial cells missing transcription factor 2
Exons: 8
Coding region: 130-1524 (464 amino acids)
Biological process (GO): regulation of transcription by RNA polymerase II; gliogenesis
Cellular component (GO): nucleus
Molecular function (GO): RNA polymerase II cis-regulatory region sequence-specific DNA binding; DNA-binding transcription activator activity, RNA polymerase II-specific
Source: RefSeq, a predicted model, not a curated record
UUAAGUUCACAGAGUGCUGAGUGACCGGAGUCCGCUUCUACUGUGAGUCUGAACCUGGAGGAUCCAGAUCAGAACCAUCAGGAGGACUGACCGGGACCGGGAUCAAAACCAGGACCCAGGACCAGGAGGAUGUCCCGGGCGGAGGAGCGUGAGGAGGCGGACUGUGUGUGUUCGGUCGGGAUGAAGUUCACGUGGGACAUCAACGACCCCAAACUGCCGCAGGACACAAAGCAGUUCGACCCGUUCCAGGAGUGGACAGACGGUUAUGUUCGGUUCAUCUACAGCGCUGAUGAUAAGAACGCUCAGAGACAUCUCUCUGGCUGGGCGAUGAGAAACACCAACAACCACAACUGUCAGAUCCUGAAGAAAUCAUGUCUAGGCGUGGUGGUCUGUUCUCGAGGCUGCACGCUGCCCGACGGGUCCAGACUACAGCUCCGCCCUGCCAUCUGUGACAAAGCCCGGCAGAAACAGCAGAAGAAGCUGUGUCCGAGCUGUAACGCCACCCUGGAGUUGCUACCGUGUCGUGGCCACAGCGGUUACCCCGUCACAAACUUCUGGAGAGUCGACGGAAAGGCCAUCUUCUUCCAGGCCAAAGGGGUCCAUGAUCAUCCCAGACCAGAGUCCAAGUCAGAGACUGAAGCCAGAAGAAGUUCAGUGAAGAGACGAGUGGGUUCGCCACCGUUCACACCCAAGAGACGACUCAUCGAAACACAGGCUCUGGGCCCCGCCCUCCUCUCCUGUGUCGAUCCAUCAGACAGAAUCUCCUUCAUCGAGCCAAAUUUCCCACAGCAUUACCCAGCAUUCCAAAGCCCAGACCCCUACUACAACCCCCAUAAUGCACUAGGGGAUACUUCGCCUGCACUUCAAAAACCAACCAAUCCCAGGCUUUACAUGGGCCGGCCUGGCUAUGAAUUCCAAGGAUACCUCGCCUCACCUUCGUAUCCCAUGACCUCUGACCUCUGUGACCCCAGGGUGGCCCCGGUCCUGGGUUCCUCUUCUUCCUCCACUUCAUCGUCGGCUCCUCUCUCCUCCCCCUCCUCCUUCGACCCUCAGACGAAGCCUCCUGCAGGCUGGAAGGAUCUGCUGAAGAGCUCUGCCCCCUAUGGUGACAACCAUCAUUACUACAGCGCAGAGUACCCCUGCCGGUACCCCAGCAACACCCCAGGGUCCCCUGCAGCGCUGCAAACCAUCAUCACUACGACAACCAAGGUCUCUUAUCAGCCCUGUCCAAAGCCUCCUGCAGCCCUCCCUUCUUAUCAAUCAUGUCCUAAACCUCCUGCUGGCCUCCAGUCCUACCAGCCCUGUGCACCCCCAAAACCUCCUGGUCUUCCAGGCUGCUCUUCCCUGAUGGAUGACGCCUCCUCUUCCUCGUACUCCACUGAGGUAAAAGUGACGGAGGAGUCAGGUGGAGUCAUCAAGUCUCUGUCAUUUCAGCCCGAACCCCUGCAGACCAAAACAGAGCGAGCCGACGGGUACGACUACCGCUACGCCUACCCCAACACGUACCGCUACGAUGACUACUGACACAGCACUACCCCCACCACCGUUACCAUGGCUUCUGCUACCACAACUACGGUUACCACAACUACCACCAUGCUUACCCCAACAUGUACAGCUAUGCUAAUAGUGAUGCAGCACUACCCUCACAGCCGAUACCACGACUACUGCUACCCCACAUGUACUACUAUGAUGACUGAUGAUACAGCAUUACCUUCAUUGCUGGGACUACUGAUACUACAGCUACUACAAUGAGAGAAACUAUUGCUACUGCCCUAACAGAUACUUAGUCUACUACAAACUGUGUCAUACAAUAACUACUGAAUGACAUAUUGAACUACCGCUGAACUACUGGAUGCAGUUGAGAGGACGUGGAUUAUUAGGACUAAACUCGAACUGUACCAAAACUUUGGUCGAGGAGAAACUUUCUGAAGACAAGAAUGGAGUACUUUUAUGUUUCUGAAGAAGAUCCUUUUCCAGCUCAGAGACUCCAGCUCCAGUCUUCCUCGAGCACCGCUUUCAGGAUAGAAAGUAAAUUAACUGAAAUUAAAUUUAAUGUCAAAAUGGUAUCUCGAAAGAGUUCGGUUGGGCCUAAUACCUUAACACAAGACCCAUACACUUGGUGUUUCUGGAACUUUCAGGCAGAUCUUAUGGCCUUCCAAAGAGUUACAAUUGGCAUUUCAUGGUUUUGUCUGUUGUCAAAUGAAGUCUGGGAUUUCAGUACAGGUGUCAUAUUUGGGGUAGAAUCUUUACAGGUUAUCAUGUGAGUGAGUUGACACUACAUUUAGAGUCCCCCGGAGUGAGGUGUGUCACUCCCUUUAGAGUCCUCAGAAGUGAUGUGUGUCACCCCCUUUAGAGUCCCCAGAAGUGAUGUGUGUCACUCCCUUGGGGGUCCUCAGAAGUGAUGUGUGUCACUCCCUUUAGAGUCCUCAGAAGUGAUGUAUGUCACUCCCUUUAGAGUCCCCCAGUGUGAGGUGUGUCACUACCUUAAGAGUCCCCAGGAGUAAGGUCUAUCACUCUGCUCAGAGUCCCCCAGAACUGAGAUGCAUCACUUAUUUUAGGGUUCUCAGAAUUGAGGUGCAUUGGGUCACGUGAUAACAAACUAAACUAUCCCUAUUUGCAAAUGUGGAACACCGUUUGCUGAAGAAGGCCAUGAGAUGUGGCUGAAGCUUUAACACAAGUCAAGUCAAAAUUUAUUUAUAUCCACCAAAAUCAUAAAUCACAAUUGGCCAAAUUUACAAUUUUUUUCAAAUGUUGUUUCCAUAGCCAAGUAUAAACAUUCAUGCUCAGGACUCGGUUAUUUUGAAAUAAUAUUAAACCACAAAUUACCUCAGAAAGAACCAGGUCUUUAUUUCUAAUGUCCUCUCUUUUAUAUUUGAACAUAUUUUAGUAAGAAGUCUCCCUGUUUUCUGAUCUGAUUGACUAAAAACAUGAAAUAUUAGACCUUCAAAUAUUAUUUUACAGUCACUGAAUUCAGAAAUGACAUUGAAUCUGUCAUUGAUUAUCACCAUGUUUCUGUUGUCUUGGUUAUUUAUUGAACGGUCAGUAAACCUGUUGUUGUGACCUACAUACAGAAUGAAAGAACAAACUGAAUCAGACGGUUUUUGACUGAAGAGAUUUGUCAGAUGAAAAUAUGUCAAAAUGUCUCACAUUAAACA